Molecule: messenger RNA, 1992 nt
Organism: Prorocentrum cordatum
Lineage: Eukaryota; Dinophyceae; Prorocentrales; Prorocentraceae
Source: the annotation of a GenBank genome assembly
AUGCUGAACACCGUGACGACGAGCAUUUGCUUAGACUACAAGAGGCCGCAACAUGAGUUGAUAAACAGCAUGCUCCGGGCCCUGGACGCUGCCAACGCGUACCCAUCCGACAUGAUCGGCGUGGCAGCGCAAAUCCAGACUGGCGUCCGGAGCAUCGUCCAUUUUAUGGCUGGCACGAUCGACACGGGCGGCGCCUCGGACGAGACUGGGAACAGAGAGUGCGAUAGAGGCAGGCACCCAUUCAAAAACGAGAACGUGGAGGGCUGCUUCAUUGAGGGCGGGUGCUACUGGGACGAGCCGCCCAGAGUUCCCAAACCGGACGAGCAACAGCAGAUGUUCGCUUUCUUCCUGCCGCCGUGUCCAGAAAAUUCCGAGCCGGACGUGACGGGGAAGGUCUGCAGAUGCAGCAGGGGGUACGACGGCGAGUUCCACGUCGUCACCGAGGAAGGCGACCAACGAGCCCGGCCGACUUACGUGCCCGCCCACGGCCACCAGGAGAGCUGCACGUUGGUCGGCGGGAUCUGCGACGUCCUUCAGCCACACCCUAUGGUCCUCGACGACGGCUCGCCCGCGAAGGGCACCAUCGGCGAGAAGGCAAAUGUCAAGUGCGCGGAUGGCUAUAUCCCAUCCGGGGAGGCUACGUGUGGCGGGGAUGGGAGGUGGUCGCCCGAGACCACGUGCACGUUCCUGCCUUCGGUAGCCCCCCCUGUGCCUGUCUGCGGCGUGCCGCGGGGCGUCGAGUACGACACAGGCUCUUGCGAAGAUUGCCAAGGCACAGAGGGGAAACCGUGGGAGCCGAGGUGCUCGUGCCAUGUCAUGUGUGCGGAGGGGUUCAAGAGCACUGGCGAGGUUCAGCCAGGCGACAAGACCUGUAAGAUUGAGAGGUAUGCGUGCCCAGAGGGAGCGCAGUGGACCCGGGAACAAACGUGCGUGGAUGCGCAGGGCAGCCAGACCAGCCAGUGGUGCUGCGAGGAGGCGUGGGGAAGCACUGUGCCACCAGAUAGACUGAGCCGUACUGCCCCCUGUGCGACUUUGACCGACCACCGGAGCUGCAUGUUAGCCCAGGAUAGAAGCGACGGCGCCCCGUGUUGUUGGCGCCACGAGGGUUUCGGCGACGGGGACGCCCCCAAGUGCUUGCCCAUGUCGGACAGCAGAUUGGCGGAGUUGACCCCCACAGGCAGCUGUGCGAUCGAGAAGUUCGUGCCUGCGGCAAGCUGGGAGGCCUUCCCUACCUGCACGAAGACAUGUUCCCCCAUUUUGCACGAGAGCAACGUGCUGCCAAAGGAUUGCGACAAUUGCGUGCCGGGUGAUUGCAAGUGCACUGUGCGGUGCGAAGAGGGGUUUGAGCGCUUCGGCGGAGGCCCAGAACAUGACGUGCGGGAUUGCCAGAGCAGAGACCACAGCCUGACCCCUGUCGCUCCUGUCUGCUUCAGGCCAGGAGACUUCCCGGACCUUGGCCGUCGCAGAUGCGGCGCUGUUAUCCGCAGCUCUGAGCUCCUGCUGGUGGUCGAGGGCUGCCAGAACUGCAGAUCAGGGAAGGAAGAUUGCUACUGCAAGGCCAGAUGCCCAGAUCACACGAGGUGGGUUGGCGGCGGCCCGCAGGAUACGCCGCUCAAGUGCGUCUCCGAGGAAGGGCAUGGCGUGCAGGUGAACAUCGUGAAGUCGUGCGAGGAGAUCACAGACCCCAGGCAGUGCGCGAACAGCAUCAUUCGGGAGGUCCCGAGCGGUCGGGAGGUCCCCUGCUGCUUUAGGAGCUCGGGCUUCGCGGACGGCGGCGGGACUAUCUGCGCCCGGCAGGGCUCGCCGCUGAUCACCUGGGAGAUCUGGAGGCCCGAGAUCUGCACCGAGAGGCUGCAGUCGCACUGGGAGCCGCUGCCCGAGUGCAAGCCGCUCUGCGACCGGGGGCCUCUCGACGCGGCGCCCCACGUGGAGGUGAGCAGGGAGUGCGGCGACUGCGUCGUCGGCCAGGAGAGGACUGCAAGUGCAGGGUGA